This is a messenger RNA of Knipowitschia caucasica, 4020 nucleotides long. Lineage: Eukaryota; Metazoa; Chordata; Actinopteri; Gobiiformes; Gobiidae. The record is from the annotation of a GenBank genome assembly.
AUGGGUUGGUGGUUGGAAGGGGAGUUGAAUAUGGGAUAUAUGAUGGGGGUAGGGUGGGGGUUUGGUGUUAUAUUUGGUUUAUUUGUGGGGUGGUGGUGGGUGGGGGGUGGGGGGGGGGUUGUGGGAUUUUUUGUGGGGUGGGGUUUUUUGUUGUUGGUUUUUGUGUUGUUGUGUGUUUGUGGUGGUGGGGGGUGGUUUUGGGUGGGGGGGGGUUGGGGUUGGUUUGUGUUGGUUUGGUUGGGUGUGUGGGGUUUUUUUUGUUUGUGUUGGUGUUGUUUGUUGUGGUGUUUUUUUUUGUGUUGUUUUUGUUUUUAUUUUUUGGUGUGUGUGGGUUGGGGUUUGGGGGGUUUUUUGAUGUGUUGGUUUGUUGUUUGUGUUUUUUGGUUGGGGUGUUUUGGUUUUGGGGGGGGUGGGGGUGUUUUUUUUUUUUUUUGGUGUGUUGGGGGGUUUUUGUUUUUUUUUUGUGUUGGGUUGUGUGUUGUUUUUUUUUUUGGUUGGUGGGUUGUUUUAGGGGGUUUUGGGGGGUUUUUUGGUGUUUUGUGGGGGGUGGGUAUUUGGGUUUGUGUGGUUGUUUGUGUUGUUGGUGUGUGGUGGUGGGGUGGUUGGUGGGGGUGGAAAGGUUGGGGAAAAUGUUUGUUUUGGUGGGGUUUUGAAGAUUGGUUGGGGAGGGGGGGGAGGGGGGGGGGGUGUGUGGGGGGGGUGUUUAUGGGAGUGUUUGAUAUGGUUGGUUUGGGAUGGUUGGGUGGGGGGGGGGGGUUUGGGGGGUUUGGGUUGGUUGGUUUGGGGGGGGGGGUUGGGGGGUUGGUGGUGGGGUUUUGGGGGGGGGUGGGGGGUGGUUUGUUUGUUUUUGGUUGUGUUGGGUGGGGUGUGGUGAUUUUGUGUAGGUUUAUUUGUGGUUUAUUUGUUUGUGUGUGGAUUUUGGUUGGGUUGUUUUUUUGGUUGGGGUGGUUUUUUUUGUUUUUGUUGUGGGUUUUGUGUUGUUUUAUUGAGGUUUGUUGGUUUUUUGUUGUUUUGGGUGUGGUUGGGGGUUUGUUUUGGUGUGUGGGGUUUUGGGGGGUGUGGUUGGGUUUUGUUGUGGGUGGUGGUUGGUUUGGUUUUGUUGUGUUGUUUUUUGGGUUUUGGGGUGGUUUUGUUGGGUUUGUGGUUUGUUGGUUGUGUGGUUGGUUUUGGGUUGGGGUGUGGGUUGGAGUUUUUGGUUGUGGGGGGUGUGUUAAAUUGGUUUUGAAUUGUUGUUGGUUGUUGGUUUUUGGGUGGUGGGGUGUUGGUUUUGGGGGGUUGUUGAUUGGGGGGGGUUGGUUGUGUGGGUUUAGUGUGUGGUUAUUGUGGUGGUUUUUGGUUAUGUUUUGUUUUUGGUGGGGGGGGGUGGGGUUUUUUGGGGGGGGUUUUGGUUGGGGGGGGGGUUUGGUUGGGGGGGGGGGUUUUUUGGGGGGGGGGGGGGGUUGUGUUGGGGGGGGGGGUGGUGUGGGGGGGGGGGGGGGGGGGGGUUUUUGUGGGGGGUUGGUUGUGGGGGGGGGGUUUGUUGGGGGGGGGGGGGUGGGGGGGGGGUUUGUGGGGGGGGGGGGGGGGGGGGGGGGGGUGGGUGGUGGGGGGGGGGGGGGGGGGGGGGGUGGGUGGGGGGGGGGGUGGGGGGUGGGUGGGGGGGGGGGUGGGGGGGGGGGGGGGGGGGGGUGGGGGGGGGGGUGGGGGGGGGGGGGUGGGGGGGGGGGGGGGGGGGGGGUGGGUGGUGGGGGGGGGGGGGGGGGGGGGGGGGGGUGUGGGUGGUGGGGGGGGGGGGGUGGGGGGGGGGGGGGGGGGGGGGGGGGGGGGGGGGGGGGGGGGGGGGGGGGGGGGGGGGGGGGGGGGGGGGGGGGGUGGGGGGGGGGGGGGGGGGGGGGGGGUGGGGGGGGGGGGGGGUGGGGGGGGGGGGGGGGGGGGGUGGGGGGGGGGGGGGGGGGGGGGGGGGGGGGGGGGGGGGGGGGGGGGGGGGUGGGGGGGGGGGGGGGGUGUUGUGGGGGGGGGGGGGGGGGGGGGGGGGGUGGGGGGGGGGGGGGGGGGGGGGGGGGGGGGGGGGGGGGGGGGGGGGGGGGGGGGGGGGGGGGGGGGGGGGGGGGGGGGGGUGGGGGGGGGGGGGGGGGGGGGGGGGGGGGGUGGGGGGGGGGGGGGGGGGGGGGGGGGGGGGGGGGGGUGGGGGGGGGGGGGGUGGGGGGGGGGGGGGGGGGGGGUGGGGGGGGGGGGGGGGGGGGGGGGUGGGGGGGGGGGUUGGGGGGGGGGGUGUGUGUGGUUGUGGUGUUGUUGUUGGUGGGGGUGGUGUUAGGUUUUUGUUUUGUUGGUUGGGGGGUGGUGGUUUGGUGGGGGGUUGGGGGUGGUGUGUUUUGUGGGUGGGGGGUUGUUUGGGGGUUGUUAUUUUGUGGUAGUGGGAUUGUUUUGGUUGGUUGUGGUGGUUGUUUGGUUGUGGUGUGUUUGUUGGGUAUUGGUGUUGUUUUGGGUUUGGGUUUUGUUGUAGGUUGUAGUUGGUGUUUUGUGGUGGGGGUGUUGUGUGGGGGUUUUUGUGGUGGUUUGGGUUUUGUUUUUGUUUUUUGGGGGGGGGGGUGUUUUUUGGGGUUUUUGGUUUUAGGUGGUUUUGUUUUUUUGGGGGGUGGUAGGUGGUGGAUGGGUUUGGUUUUUAGGUUGGUUUUUGUUUGGGUGGAUGGUUUUUUUUUUGAGGUUUGGUGGGUGAUGGUGUGUUUUGUUGGGGGUUGUGGGGUUGGUGGAGUGUUUUUUUUUUUUUGUUUUUAUGUGUUUUGGGUUUGGGUUGUUGGGUGUUGGGGGGUGGGGUUUUUGGUUUUGUUGGUUGGUUGUGGGGUUUGUAGGGUUUUGGGGGGGUUGGGGGGUUUGAUUUGGGGGUUUGUGGGGUUUGUUUUGGGUUGGGGUUUGUUUUGUUUUGGGGGUUUUUGGUUUUUAGGGGUGUGGGGGGUGUUGGGUUUGGUUGGUGGGUUUUGGUUUGGUGGUUGUGUUGUUGUGUGGUAUUUUGUUGGGGGUGGUUUUUAUUGGGGGGUUGGUUGUUUUUGUGUGGGGGGGUUGUGGUUGGGUUGUGGUUGGGUGGGGUGGGUUGUGUGGGGGUUUGUUGGUGGUGGGUUUGGGUUUGUUUUGUUUGGUGUUUUUUUGAGUAGUGGUGGUUGUUGGGUUGGGGGUUUUUUUGUUGUUGUGUUGUGGGGGUGUUUGUGUGUGUGUUGGUGGUGUUUGUUGUUGUUUGUUGGGGGGGUUGUGGGGUUUGGGGGGGGGGUGGUUUUGGUUUUUGGGUUUUUUGGUUGUGGUGGUUUGUGGGGUUGUUUUUGUUGGGGGGUGUGUUGUUGGUAUUUUUGGUGGUUUUUUUUUUUGGUUGGUGGUUGUGGGGGGGGGUGUUGUUUUUGUAUUUUGUUGGGGGGGGUUUGGAUUGUUUAUUUUUUUUUUGUGUUGGGUUGGGGGUGGGGGGGGGUUGGGGGGGGGGGGGUUGUGGGUUGUUUUUUGGGUGGGUGGGAUUUUUUUUGUUGUUGUGUUUUUUUUUUUUGUGGUGUGUGGGUGGUGGGUUGGGUUGGGGGGGGGGGGGUGGUGGGUUGUGGUGUAUUUUUGUUUGUGGUUGUGUGGGGUGUGUUGUGUGUGUGUGUUUUUGGUUGGUUGUUGGGGUGUUUUUUUGGGGUGGUGUUGUUGGGGUGGUGGGGUUUUUUUUGGUUGUUGGUUGUUUGUGGUUUUGUUUUUGUGGUUGGGUUGAUUGUUUUUGGGGUUUGUUUGGGUUUUUGUGGGGGUGGGGUUGUUGGGUUAGUGUGGAUGGUUUGUGUGUUUGGGGGUGUGGUGGAGGGGUGGGUUGUGUGGGGGGGGGUGAAGGGGGUUGAGUUUGUGGUUUGGGUUGGUUGGGUGGGGGUUGGGUGGGGGGUAUGGGUUGGGUUGGAGUUGGGGGGGGGGGGGGUUGGGGGGGGGUGGUGUGGGGUUUUGGGGGAGGGGGGGGGGGGGGUGUGGGAUUGUUUUAUUUUUAUGUGGGUUGGUGGGGUGUGGAGUUUUGGGUGUGGAUUUUUUGUGAUAUUGUAA